AUGUCUUCCAAACUCAUUCGCAUUGCGCUGGUUGGGCUCUCAACCCACGCCACCUCAUCUUGGGCGGCAACAGCUCAUCUGCCAUACCUGCUGUCUCCGCGAGGCCAGACUCAAUAUAAAGUUGUCGCUCUUCUCAACUCCAGCCAAGAGGCAGCUGAGAAAGCUCGCUCCCACUUCAAUCUCCCCUCCGACGUCAAGGCAUACGGCGACCCCGCUCAACUUGCUGCUGACGAUGAAGUCGAUCUGGUUUCGAUCGUUGUUCGAUCUGAUAAGCAUUAUGCUACCGUUGAGCCAUCAUUUCGAGCAGGAAAGGCUGUCUAUGUGGAAUGGCCCCUGACUGAGAGCUUGGAGCGCAGUCUUGCUCUAGUGGGCAAAAGGGAUGGCCGUGACAGAAACGUCAUUGGCUUACAGGGACGACUUUCACCGGUUGCCGCCAAGGUCAAGGAGUUGAUGGCGUCUGGCAGACUUGGAAAGGUUCUCAACAGUCAAGUUCGAGGCUUCUUCGCCAUGGGCUUGGGGAAACAGCCGGGCACGCUCCUCGAAGGGCCUAUGGAAGAGAUGUUCAGCACGCGAGGGAUUGGAGGCAACCACUUCUCCAUCGGGUAUGCACACAUGGUUGAUCUUGUGCACUCUGUGCUGGGCGAGUUCAAGGACUUUCACAGCCAAUUGCAGAUUCGGUGGCCAGAGGUUGUUAUUGUCGACAAAGAUGGGGUGCAGCUGCGUACACGAAAGAAUGAUGUUCCCGAUUUUGUAAGUGCCCAUGGAGUGCUCGCUCCCGGCGCCGCAAACAUCCAAGACGGGGCGACUCUGUCUGUGCUGUACAGAAGCGGGAAACAAUUCAAGGGCGAACUCCCCUUUGUGUGGUAUAUCCAGGGUCAGACCGGAGAGCUGAAGAUUACAAGUCCCAUUGGACCAAUUCUCCAGGCGGCCACGGUACCUGGUGUCAAGAUUGAGCUUCACGACUAUAAGACGGACGAGGUGACGGAAAUUGAGUGGGAGUCGGAGUGGAAGGACUGGCAGAAGGAGCUGGCAACGCCGGGAUGCAAGUUGGUGGGAGACAUGUACAACCGAUAUGCCCUGUGGUAUCAGCAGGAGGACAAGGAUGCGGCUCCAGUGGGAGGAGAGUGGCCGACAUUUGAUGAUGCUAUUCGCAGACACGAGGAGCUUGACAGGAUGCUGAAGGAUUUUGACAAGACUUCUCAGAGGUAG
Molecule: messenger RNA, 1209 nt
Organism: Trichoderma citrinoviride
Lineage: Eukaryota; Fungi; Ascomycota; Sordariomycetes; Hypocreales; Hypocreaceae
Product: NAD(P)-binding protein
Exons: 1
Coding region: 1-1209 (402 amino acids)
Molecular function (GO): nucleotide binding
Source: RefSeq, a predicted model, not a curated record